Dichomitus squalens LYAD-421 SS1 is the source of this 1696-nucleotide messenger RNA. Its product is annotated as cora-domain-containing protein. Lineage: Eukaryota; Fungi; Basidiomycota; Agaricomycetes; Polyporales; Polyporaceae. Gene Ontology annotation, molecular function: magnesium ion transmembrane transporter activity. Gene Ontology annotation, biological process: mitochondrial magnesium ion transmembrane transport. Gene Ontology annotation, cellular component: mitochondrial inner membrane. The record is from RefSeq and is a predicted model, not a curated record. The coding region runs from base 39 to 1454 and encodes 471 amino acids. The transcript is spliced from 12 exons.
GGCUACAUCAGCGUCGCCAUACCCACGUUCGUUUGCGUAUGCAUACGCUCUUCCUCCAGCUGGCAAAACGCCAUGUAACGACCCCACCCAGCCGCGUCUCGCCGACAUAUACUUUGCCCUGGCCAGCUUCUUCUCAGUUUCUCUUACCCCCUAGAACGUGCUUGGCUGCUCGGAACGCUAGAACGAUAACUCUUGCUUCGACCACGCGCACGUCUCGCUCGCCUUCCUGGACAUUUCAUCCGUGUCAUUCGCAUCUACAGCGCCGUAACAUCAGUGCAAGGUCUCUCUACACAUGGAUGGAACGCUUGUCCCUCCGAAAGCCGGCUGAUCCGCUCGACGAGCCCUCAGACUGCCACGAAGAGGCCGCGAAAGUUGCAAUACUGGAGAAAGCUAUGAAGGGGCGGCAGCCCGCAGAUCUCAUGCUGCGAUGUACAAUUCUGGACGCGGAUGGAAACGUGAAGACCAUCUCCGGACAGUUCAGGAGAGCCGAGCUAUGUUCCGAGCACCGACUCAACCCGCGUGAUCUGCGUAAAAUUGAUUCACGGGUCCCUAACCUCGUGCCUACGAUCUUGGUGCGAAAGGAAGCGAUUCUUGUCAACAUACUCCACAUACGUGCGCUCGUCAAGGCUGACACCGUCGUGCUGUUUGACACGUAUGGUUCUGCCGAUUCUCGUCUCCACUCAGUAUUCCUUUACCACCUCGAGCAUAACUUGAGGGCAAAAGUGUCCGGGCUUCCAUACGAGUUUCGGGCACUGGAGUCGAUACUUCUGUCGGUCUUGAGCGCGCUGGAAGCAGAGAUGGUCUUCAUCCGCAACCUUGUUGGCGGCCUGCUGGCUGAGCUCGAAGACGAUAUCGAUCACGACCGGUUCAAGCGCCUAUUGCACUACUCUCGGCGGUUAGCCAGCUUCCAGAACCGCGCAAAGUUGGUCCAAGAAGCGCUAGAAGAAGUCUUGGAGCAAGAUGAGGACCUGGCCGCCAUGUAUCUUUCGGACAAGAAGAACGGCGUUCCGAGGCAAGCUCACGACCAUGAAGAGCUCGAGGUGCUCCUGGAGUCGUUCUCGAAGCAAGUCGAGGAGAUCGUCAACGAAGCGGAGAACAUCCAGUCGAACGUGCAGUCGACGCAGGAGAUCGUCGAGCUCAUCCUGGAUUCGAACCGCAACGCACUUCUGGCACUGGAUCUCAAAGUUUCCAUCUUGACGAUGGGGAUCGGCAUAGGAACACUCGUCGUCGGCGUAUUCGGUAUGAACCUGAAAAGCCACAUCGAGGAACACGAAUACGCGUUCUACGUGAUGACUGCCGUCUCUUUCGCAGCAUUCAUCGGUGCUGCGUGGACCGGCGUACGCCGACUGUCAAAGAUCCGCAAGGUCGGCUUGUCGAACGGCAAUCGAAAACGACCGGACAAGCGCCGAUAUUCGCUGUUCUCCCUCCGGGGGCGGCGAUACGAGGGUUGGUAGUGGCGGCAAGCGGCACAGGGCGGUAGCUCUUCCCGGUGUGAUUCUCGUGUCCCACCCCUUCCUCGUGUCAAUCUUCGCCAUCUGUUGUGGCGCGACGUAACCCUACUCCCUCCCAUCCAUCUAUCCAUCAAGCUCAACCAUAUGAUAUCACGCACCACUCCUCGACACCAUUACAUCUUUUAAUGCUGACGCACACAUCACUGUAUAGGAUAGCAGCAUGUAUAAUGUAUACCUCACAAUUC